UGAAUGUGAAUGUUGAUUGUGUAUUGCAAGGCGAGGGCAUGUUAUUCGUAUAGAUAGAGAGAGAGUGCCAUUAAAUUAAACAAAAAAAUAAUAAAAUAAAUAUUUAAGCUAGCAUUAAAUAGCAACUGCCAAAGUAACAAGUGAUAAAUAAAUUUAAAAAAAACAAAGACUAAAAAGCAUUAAAGGUUUUAAAGCUCAGAAGCAAAGAAAUUUGCGUGCCCUUACACCCACACGCCCUGCGAAUGGUUUUCCUUUUUGCGUUUGCGUUUUCCAGCAAUACGAGAGUGUGUGCGUGUGCUCGUACGUGUGUGUGCGCGUCUCAACUGACAUACUAAAUACCUAUUUUUAAACGCACAAAACAAAGGCAGUGGCCACAACCCCCAAAAAAAUAAAACACGAAAUCAAAGCAAAAAAAAACGGCGUAAUAAUAACACAUUGCGCAUAAAUAAAAAACACAUUGGAGUACAAAUAUAUUUUUAUAUAUAUUUUGUUUUCAAAGCUCCAACAUUCCGGCAGACGUUUAGCGUGGCCUUUUCCAGUUACUUGCCAUUCACUGACUUCCAAACUAACUAGUGCGCCCCCACCAACAUUAACUUGCGCGCUAUCUCUCUCCAUUGUGCGCGCUCUCUCGCUUGCUCUGACGCGUGUAGUAUUAACGACUCUUGGCUAAUCAGUUCAGUUUGCUUUGAUGCACGUCCCAACUUCGUUUCGUUGCGGGCAGGACGUGCUGCUGCUUCAGAGUUCACAGUUCAAGUGCUGAAGCCAGCAGCCAGCCAUCCAGCCAGCCGACUGUCGUCAUCGUCAUCAUCAUCAUCGUUAGCAUCAUCUCUUUGCAUCAGUUUUGAACAGCUGUGGCAGCAGCUUUGAGCCAACAUUCGAUUGUGGCUACUGUUGUUGUUGCUGCUGCAGCGUGUCGUCGUUAACGGUAUCAAAAUAUCUUCAUUCGAAGAAGACUAUCGGGCUGAUAGGCCCAUGGUGCAGCGCGCCUCCUCCUCAGAUGCUCCCUCCAUUCAGGGUGGCCAACAUCGAGAGUCUCGAUUUGGCCUCGGUUAUACAUCAUACCAAAGCGGAUACAAUAAGCUAUUCACACAGGGUUCUGCCGACUCGAACUACUCACAACCGUCAUCCGAUCUGUCGCUAGACGAGGAAAAGGAAUCGCUUCGGCGAGAAAAGGAACGUCAGGCCUUAAGCCAGUUGGAUAAAGCGAGGAGCAAACCAGUAGCGUUCGCAGUGCGAACGAACGUAGCAUACGAUGGUACCAUCGAUGACGAUUCACCCGUACAAGGAGGCGCUGUUUCAUUCGAGAUGCGGGAGUUUCUGCACAUCAAGGAGAAGUAUGACAAUAACUGGUGGAUCGGCAGGCUGGUUAAGGAAGGCUGUGAUGUGGGCUUCAUACCCAGCCCCGCUAAGCUAGAUAACAUUCGCAUGCAGAAUCAAACCAGACCGUCAAGACUGUAUGGCACAAAGGGCUCGUCGAGCGGCAAUUUGGGUGCGGGACAAGCAGGUGCGGAGCCAUCUCGAGGUAGCACACCCCCCACACCUGGUGACGAAUCAGAUUCCAUGGGACCAGGACGUCAUGGCAAACAACCAUUGGCCACACCGCCCAACAAGGAGAAGCGCAAGCCGUUCUUCAAGAAACAGGAAACCGCCAGCCCGUACGAUGUGGUGCCAUCGAUGCGUCCCGUUGUGUUAGUGGGUCCAAGCCUUAAGGGUUACGAGGUAACCGACAUGAUGCAGAAAGCGCUCUUCGACUAUGUGAAGCGACGCUUCGAGGGACGCAUCAUCAUCACACGCGUCAUGGCCGAUAUAUCUCUGGCGAAACGUUCCAUAAUGAACAAUCCAUCGAAGCGUGCGAUUAUGGAGCGCUCCAGCAGUCGGUCCGAUUGCCUGGGCAAGGUCCAAGAGGAGAUCGAGCGCAUCUUUGAGCUGGCACGUUCACUCCAGCUGGUCGUACUCGAUUGUGAUACAAUCAAUCAUCCGUCACAAUUAGCAAAAACUUCAUUAGCGCCAACAAUAGUUUACUUAAAGAUUAGUAGUAGUAAGGUUUUACAGCGUUUAAUCAAAUCACGUGGCAAAUCACAAGCUAAAAACCUCUCCGUACAAAUGGUUGCCGCUGAAAAAUUAGCCCAAUGUCCACCGGAAAUGUUCGAUGUAAUUUUAGAUGAGAACCAAUUGGAAGAUGCCUGCGAGCACAUAGCUGAAUAUUUGGAGACCUACUGGAAGGCCACGCAUCCAGAUAUACGCCCAGGCACAGUUCCAGCCAUUGCCAGACCGUUGCCCUCUCAGGAGGUUUCGGCAUCACCCUCCGCGGACCCAACCCGCAUGGGCCCAACACCACCAGUCGAUGGCGAGGAGUUUGAUGAGCACGAGCCGCGCAUGGCGAGUGUUGAGCGCGAAGGUAGUCGGGAUCGUGAGCGGGAGCGCGAGAGUAGAGAAAGAGAGCGCGAAAAUGAGCGCGACUAUUGGGAUAGAGAGUUCAAUCGCGAUCGCAGUUCGAAAGACAGAGAGAGAGAUUUGGAAUGGGAGCGCGAGCGAGCACGCGAAUGGGAAAGAGAGCGAGAAAGGGAUUGGGAUAGAGAGUUCGAUUGGGACCAAGGAGGAGGUGCCAGUUAUCAUCACAGUCGCCGCCAGACCUCGGGACGCCAUCACGAGCGCAGCGGCGGCGGCGGCGGAGGAGGCGGAGGCGUUCAUGCGGGCUACGAGCGUGAGCGUGAGCGUUAUGAGCGACAGGAGCGUGAGCGUUUGCACGCACGCGAGCGCGAUCUGAUGCACUACGAUUUAAACAGCGACGAGAUGCUGGACGAGCGCAACUUUGAGUAUCCGGCAAUGCGCAGCGGUCCGAGUGGCGCCUCGCAUCAUGGGCAUCUGUCGCGCGGCGGUCGCCUGCUGGACGACGUGGACUUUGAGCGCGAGGAUCGCUUGCUGGGCAGCAGCUCGCGCGGCGCAAGAUAUGGCGCGGGACCCUCGACGCGCAUCGAUGAUGCGCAUGCGCGGGAUGUGCCGCGUGGCGCGACCGUGGUCGAUCGCGAUGAAUACAGUCCGCACAGAGGUGGUGGGAGUAGUAGGAGAAUGCUGAAUGCCAUGUAGGAAUCGUGGAUAUAGGG
Molecule: messenger RNA, 3104 nt
Organism: Drosophila busckii
Lineage: Eukaryota; Metazoa; Arthropoda; Insecta; Diptera; Drosophilidae
Gene: Ca-beta
Product: voltage-dependent L-type calcium channel subunit beta-2
Exons: 9
Coding region: 973-3087 (704 amino acids)
Biological process (GO): chemical synaptic transmission; calcium ion transmembrane transport; regulation of voltage-gated calcium channel activity
Cellular component (GO): voltage-gated calcium channel complex
Molecular function (GO): high voltage-gated calcium channel activity; protein binding
Source: RefSeq, a predicted model, not a curated record